Spodoptera litura is the source of this 1426-nucleotide messenger RNA. RefSeq lists its product as uncharacterized. The record is from RefSeq and is a predicted model, not a curated record. NCBI's taxonomy places the organism in Eukaryota, Metazoa, Arthropoda, Insecta, Lepidoptera, Noctuidae.
UGAGUUUAUUUGAUAUUGUAGAACAUGUGGUGUGUUUUCUUUACUCAAAUUGUUUUAUGUUACAGCUGAGGCGUGCUAAUCAGUUAAUUUAAGAUAUGGCCUGAAACAUUAGUGUGUUCAUCAUCAGACAAAGGAAAUAAUGUCUCGCACUAAAGUCUCCCAUCAUCCAGUCCACCAACCAGAAAUGGUUUUAUUGCAACCAGUUAUAAAAGCAGCUGUGCUGCAGCCAAGGGUUUUAAUAUAAACCAGUUGAAGUAUAAUGUUUGCAAUCCUUAUGACAGACUGCUUAUAUGACAGGUCACCUUUACUUCAGUGACUAUUACGACAAUCCAAUGGACAAGUUAAAAUUUUUUAAGUAGAAUCUUCAACAGUUACAAUGAGGUGUUCAACUUUGGCCAUACCCUGCCCUGUCUUAGGGCCCUACAGAAAGUAAAUCUGAAGUAAACAACUAGAAAUGGUUUCAGAGUUAAAAAAGAAUUUGGUAUUGAGAAGCAAAUAAUAGAUGGUGUAUGGCUAGACUUGAUACAAGAAACAUACUACAGAAUAGUACACAAGACAAUCCAACAAAUUCAUAUCUGAGAAUACUGUUAACGGAAAAAAAACCUUGACCUGCCUAAUACCAAUGUCUACCUAAAAUGAAAGAAAAAAAAAGGUAAAUUGUGCUACGCUACAGUAACUCGUAUAUCGCCCCUGGUCAUGAAUGAAUUUAUAAUAGAAGCCUUAAAUUAGGUAAACUACUGAUAAAUCAUGUGCUGCAGCAGAAUGGAAAUUCAAAAGAUUUGAACAAAAUUCUUACAUUGUCUCGUAAGGCUGUCUCUGAUGAAGAUGAAGCAAGAUUUUUUCGAUUUGGGGUUCCAGUCAUGGCGUUCAAACAAAGAGCCUUCUAAAUCUGUGUCACUUCAUUGUUAUGCUGGUUACAAAUAAAUAAAUAUAUGUCAAUAACAUUUGUGAUAUUUUAAUCAUUGCUAUACCACACCCACCACAGGAUAUGGGAACAGGAAGUAGAUAUGUAAAUCACUCCUAGGUAUAAAUUGCCAAGUAACGAAACACUUGACACAGUAGUACUAAAUAUCGUGGAACACGAUGCACUAUAUUCUUCUUACGGAACUGGAAACUACUAGCUUCACAUCCUGUAAAUUACAGGGAUUACAGACAUAUGAAAUACUAAGUCUAGAGAGAAAAUUUACCGAUUUAAAUUUACUAAAUAGCAAACAAGAACAUUUUUUUGAAGUUGAUACUCAAGGAAUUAACGUUCUAAAUAUUUUAUCUGGCAAUGAGUACAAUUACAGGAUCAUAAGCCAAUCCAUGGCAAUGGAGAAAACCAAUAUUGGCGGUAGGACCAUACAAGUUCAAAAGUUGGUGUGGACACUAGGACGAACAUAAUGUACAAAAAUAAUUAAUUUAUUAAUAAAGAAAUAUAAAAAUA